This is a messenger RNA of Myotis daubentonii (Daubenton's bat), 1137 nucleotides long. RefSeq names its product solute carrier family 9 member A9 (gene SLC9A9). Lineage: Eukaryota; Metazoa; Chordata; Mammalia; Chiroptera; Vespertilionidae. Gene Ontology annotation, molecular function: sodium:proton antiporter activity; potassium:proton antiporter activity. Gene Ontology annotation, biological process: regulation of intracellular pH; potassium ion transmembrane transport; sodium ion import across plasma membrane. The record is from RefSeq and is a predicted model, not a curated record. The transcript has 12 exons. Gene Ontology annotation, cellular component: plasma membrane; recycling endosome.
AUGACAUUUGACCCAGAAAUCUUUUUCAAUGUCCUACUGCCACCAAUUAUAUUUCAUGCAGGAUAUAGCCUGAAGAAGAGACACUUUUUUCAAAACUUAGGAUCUAUUUUAACAUAUGCUUUCCUGGGAACUGCCAUCUCCUGUAUUGUCAUAGGGUAAGACCCUCUGCUUUUGCAUCGGACUGGCUGGCUCCCUGGUAUGGUUUUCUUGGGGAUCUUGGGAUUUUGUUCUAUAUCCAUUUACAGUCCCAAGGAGAAUCCAAAUGUAUUUGAUGCUGUGGCAUUCUUCCAGUCCGUGGGGGAUUUCCUGGGGGUCUUUGCGGGCUCCUUUGCAAUGGGAUCUGCGUAUGCUGUUGUUACUGCACUGUUGACCAAAUUUACCAAACUGCAUGAGUUCCCUCUGCUGGAGACGGGCCUGCUCUUCCUCCUGUCUUGGAGUGCCUUCCUGUCUGCGGAGGCAGCAGGCCUCACAGGAAUAGUUGCUGUUCUCUUCUGUGGAGUCACACAGGCACAUUAUACCUACAAUAAUCUGUCACUGGAUUCCAAAAUGAGGACUAAACAGUUGUUUGAAUUAAUGAACUUCUUGGCUGAGAAUGUCAUCUUCUGCUACAUGGGUCUGGCAUUGUUCACAUUCCAGAAUCAUAUCUUUAAUGCCCUUUUUAUACUUGGAACCUUUCUAGCAAUUCUUGUUGCCAGAGCCUGCAACAUAUAUCCCCUCUCCUUCCUCCUGAACCUGGGCCGGAAGCAGAAGGUCCCCUGGAACUUCCAGCAUAUGAUGAUGUUUUCAGGUCUGCGAGGAGCCAUAGCAUUCGCCUUAGCUAUUCAGGACACAGGAUCUCAGCCCAAACAAAUGAUGUUCACCACCACACUGCUGCUUGUGUUCUUCACAGUCUGGGUGUUUGGAGGAGGAACGACCCCCAUGCUGACUUGGCUUCAGAUCAGAGUUGGUGUGGACCUGGAUGAAGAUCUGAAGGAGGAGCCUUCCUCACACCAGGAAGCAAGUAACUUGGAUAAAAGCACAACAAAAGCAGAGAGUGUUGGGCUCUUCCAAAUGUGGUAUGGCUUUGACCACAAGUAUCCUUUGACAAAGAUGACCCAGGACUGCUGCCCGCAGAGGUUACCCCAACACUUACCAUAA